Messenger RNA from Heterostelium album PN500, 816 nucleotides. Its product is annotated as RNA recognition motif domain-containing protein. The transcript has 5 exons. The coding region runs from base 1 to 816 and encodes 271 amino acids. NCBI's taxonomy places the organism in Eukaryota, Evosea, Eumycetozoa, Acytosteliales, Acytosteliaceae. The record is from RefSeq and is a predicted model, not a curated record. Gene Ontology annotation, molecular function: RNA binding.
AUGGUUAGAUCACCAGAGAGAGGAGACGGACACGAUGACUAUGACGGGUAUGAUAAUGAAGAUAGAGCGAUGUCACCAGUAGAUCGUGAAACCGAUACCAAGUCAUCGUCAUCCUCUUCAAAGCCUGCCGGUAUGAGUGACGAAGAUUGGAAGAACAGAGGUAAUUCACUACAUGUCGCCGGUUUCAGUUUGAAGCUAAAAGAUGAAGAACUAAAAGAUAAAUUCACUUCUUUUGGAAAGAUUUUAGAAUGUGUAGUUAUGGUCGAUCCAAACACCAAGAUUUCAAGAGGAUUCGGUUUCAUUACAUUCGGAUCUGCCGAUGAAGCUGACGAAGCCAUUCGUAUUAUGGAUGGUUCUAAAAUUGAUGGAAACGUCAUCAAAGUAUCAAAGUCAAAGAGAUCAAAGCCAAGAGAUAGUACACCAGGUGAAUAUAUGGGAAGUGAUCGUAGAAAGAGAAUGGCACCAAGACCAUAUAAUCCUUACCCAUAUCCAUAUCCAACCAAGUAUCCACCCUAUCCACCACCAUACGGAGGUGUCGGUGGUUACUAUGGUUAUGGAUCGUAUCCAUAUCAGUAUCCAACUGCUACCACUGGAUACGGUGGUGGCGGUGGUGGUGGAAGUGGUAAAUCGAGCUACGAUCAAGGCAGAUAUUCACCAUAUAUGAGAGUGGACAGCAGUUCUAGAUACGACAGAUCGACUCGAGACUAUGAUAGAAGCGAUCGUGAUAGAAGCGACCGUGACAGAGACAGAGGAAGUGAUCGUGAUAGAAGUGAUCGUGACAGAGACAGAGAUCACACCCGUGGUAGAUAUGAUUGA